AUGGGUGAUAUUUAUUUACGUUCAAUGAUGGAAGUACUUCAAAGUGAUCGAUUUACAGUUUUACUAAUUUUUGGUAUGUUGCCUGCUAUUAUUCUCGGUUCAGGAUCAAUUGCAACAAUACUUGUGAAUAGGCAUGGAUAUCGAAGGAUAACAAUAAUUGAUGCAUGUCUAGCUGCUCUUGGACUUUUUGGAAGUUCUUUCUAUGCAAAUAUCUGA
Messenger RNA from Rotaria sordida, 216 nucleotides. The record is from the annotation of a GenBank genome assembly. NCBI's taxonomy places the organism in Eukaryota, Metazoa, Rotifera, Eurotatoria, Philodinida, Philodinidae.